This is a messenger RNA of Neoarthrinium moseri, 2484 nucleotides long. RefSeq lists its product as uncharacterized. NCBI's taxonomy places the organism in Eukaryota, Fungi, Ascomycota, Sordariomycetes, Amphisphaeriales, Apiosporaceae. The coding region runs from base 1 to 2484 and encodes 827 amino acids. Gene Ontology annotation, biological process: carbohydrate metabolic process. The record is from RefSeq and is a predicted model, not a curated record. The transcript has 2 exons.
AUGAUGUCGGCACAGUUGCAGGAGUCGGGUGCCCCGGCCCAGGAUCCCCAUGCCUCUGGGAAUCCUCCGUCGUCAGCAUCGUCAGCAACAGCAACAGCAACAGCAGCAGCAGCAGCAGCAGCGCCAGCACGGCCGUCGGCCCUGCAGAACAUGGCCGCCUCCGGCAAGAGCCCGUACGUCCAGUCGCAGAGGGACAGCCCGAUCCGAUGGCAGCUGUACGGCCAGGAGGCCAUCGACCGGGCCAAGACCGAGAACAAGCUCAUCUUCCUCCACAUCGGCUACAGCGCCUCCCACUACUGCCACCUCACGAUCCAGGAGUCCUUCUCGAACCCCCACGUCGUCGAGCUCCUGAACGAGAGCUUCGUCCCCGUCAUCGUCGACCGCGACGAGCGGCCCGACCUCGACAGCAUCUACGUACACUACGUCCAGGCCCUCACUAGCGCCGCCGGUCACCCCAUCACCGCCUUCCUGACGCCCGAGCUCGAGCCCGUCUUUGGCGGCUCGUACUUCCCGCCCCCGGGGUCUCAUCAUGUUGUCCCCGAGACGGGCGAGGAGAUUGCCGACCUGCUCGUGGUCCUCAACAAGACCAAGUCGGCAUGGGAGACCUCGGAGGCCCAGACCCGGGCCAGUGGAAGACAAGCCGUGGGCGAGCUGCGCACCAUGAUAGGCGAGGGUACGCUCGGCCCCCAGGAUCAGUCCUUCAAGUCGGCCGGCCUGCCCAACAUCACCGAGGGCCGCCCGGAAGCCGUGGCCGCUGGCGAGGUUGAUCUGGAUCAGCUCGAGGAGGCCUACUCCCACAUCUCCCGGACCUUUGACAAGACCAACGGAGGCUUCUUGCACAUGCCUCGAGGGGCUCCUCCCAACUUUCUGUCGGGCAACUUCCCGCUGGAGCAGGUGGCGGAAGCCUACGACUUGAUCAAAAAUACCGCCAAGUUCAUCACACCUGCGAAGCUCUCGUUUCUGCUGCGAGCCUCCCAGUUUCCGGGCUUCGUCGUCGACAUCAUUGGUGGCGAUCUGAGUACCAGCUGUGUCGAUUUUGCGCUGGACACCCUUUACCACAUUGCCGACGGCGCCAUCCACGACCACCUAGGGGGUGGCUUUCAUCACUACUCGGUUACCUGGGACUGGUCGGUGCCUACUUUCGAAAAGAUGCUGUCGGACAAUGCGUUGGCUCUGGGUCUCUAUCUAGAUGCUUGGCUGCUUAAGGGCGCUCCUCGAGAUGGACUGCUUGCCAAGACUGUGCUCGAGCUGGCUGAUUACCUCACGUCGUCCCCAGUUUUGCUGGAAGGUGGCGGUUUUGCGACGAGUGAGGCAGCCGACUCCUGCAACAGAAGAGGAGAUAACACCCUUCGCCAUGGGGCGUACUACCUGUGGACGAGGAAGGAGUUCGAUACCGUUAUUGGCAACGAGCAAGAGAGCUCCGUGGCCGCAGCUUACUGGAGCGUCAAGGAACACGGAAACAUUGCCAACGACCAAGACCCUAACGACGAGUAUCUGAACCAAAAUGUUCUCCGGGUCGUCAAGAACACUGCCGAACUGGCUAGCCAGUUCAAGAUCUCAGAGUCAGAAGUUGUCAAGUUGGUUGACUCUGCCAAGCAAAAGCUGAUGACGCAUCGCGAGAAAGAGCGACCUCGACCAGCCCUAGAUACUAAAGUAAUCACAGCCUACAAUGCCAUGGCAAUUGGGUCGCUUGCUCGGACAUACGCGGCUUGCAGGUCCAUUGGGGGAAUUGGCAGGACGGAUGAGUAUCUGGCCGCUGCAGUCAAGACAGCCGCCCUUAUCAAGGACAAACUCUGGGACAAGGAGGCCAAGGUCUUAUACCGCGUGUACCACGGCGAUGGCCGUGGUGCGACCCAGGCCUUUGCAGAGGAUUAUGCAUUCCUUAUUGAUGGCUUAUUGGAGCUGUACGAAGUCACCGGGGAAGAAACCUGGCUUGAAUGGGCCGAUGAAUUACAAUCGAUUCAAAUCACCAAGUUCUACGAUCAUGCCUACUAUCCCAACGAUGGAAGCAAAGCAAGGAGCGGCGCUUUCUAUCGAACGGCCGAGGGCGAAGCCAACGUCCUCCUACGCGUCAAGGACGCCAUGGACUCGGUCCAGCCUUCUGAGAACGCUGUCUCAGCAGCGAAUCUGUUCCGCCUCGGGUCUCUGCUUGACGAUGAGCGCUACACCCAGCUCGCCGUGGAGACAGUAAAUGCGUUUGAGGCAGAGAUGUUACAAUACCCAUACCUCUUCCCUGGCCUACUGACAUCGGUGGUCGCCUGGAAGCUUGGCGUCCAGAGCUCAGUGGUAAUGGGCGGGAGCGAAGUCGAUGCCAAGAGCUACUUCCUGGCCCCCAGAGGUGGCCUACGCACGCUGCUUCACUACAAGCCCCAGAGCAUCCUGCGGAAAGGUGGCGACAAGCGGACGAAGCUCACAGAGCAGCUCAGCAAACUUUCGCCCGGGCUAUACUCCGUAGAGGACGAUGGCUUGAAGCUGACUCCGUAG